ACAUGAGUUCGCGACUAACAACAAAAUCCCUUUACCUAGAUCAAGCUGGGGUGCGGCGUGUUACCAACGGCUCUGUAUCUCUGACAGGUUAAGAGCAACCUGCAGCUCCACAUCUGGGUAUGUCGGACUACAACUCCCAGCAUGCCGCAGGGAGCGGAGCAAUCUUGCAGCCCGCCCGCUCCCCUCGGGCUUGUUGGGCUGUAACUCCCAGUAUCCCUAGGCAGUGAAGACCUUUGACGGCUCCACGUGUGUUGGACUACAACUCCCACAAUCCCCAGACAUGAGAAUUGUAAUUCGGCUCACCGGCCAGGUGAAUAAUAGAAGCAACCAGGUUCCCUUUGAGUAGGCCACGCCGCUAAGACUACCGUACAGAUGUUUUGGACUACAGGUUAUAGCAUUCCUGACUAUUGGAGAUGCUGGCUGGGGCUGAUGGGAAGUACUGCCCCAAAAUCCUGAGAUCACCAGGCUGAAGAAGGCUGCCCUACCUGCGUCUCGCAGCUUCCCGUUUUUGUUUCCCAGCUAGCAGUUCUCAGUGGCACUCCGCAGCCAUGCGUAUAUAGACACCUGGAGCUGUGAAAGAGAGAAGAAAAGAGAAGAGAAAAUAAGAAAAGAACACUCCGAAGUGGGUAUUGCUCCUCAACCACAGCCACACUGGCCUAAAAUCCUGGCUUUUCCCCACCGAUAUGGCUCUACACCGGGGAGAACAAAGAACCGUUUCACUGGGGAACCCGGAAGUUAGAUCCUGCGUGCUUGUCUACACGACAAGCCUCGCCGCUCUCUGUAAAUCUAUAUGGGAGAGCCUCUGACAGCUCGAAACGUUCCAAGCCGCGUAGUUCUCUAUGGUCCCGGCGAAGCCGCUCUAGCCGCCGAGUACUCGCUGUCCCGGCACUUGGCUGGGAUGGAGGCACCGUUCGGAUUCGAGUUUGAGGAGUCGGUUUUCGAGGGGAGCUGCCGGAGCCGGAACGGCCGCGCCUCGCUGCCCCUUGCCUAUAGUGCCCGACGCUGCGAGCCCGAGUGGUUUUGUGAGGAAACAAGCUGCGAGGAUGAUGCUGAAACUGCCAAUGUAAAAAAAUUCAGAGGAGAUUUGGCAUAUAAGCAACAGGCAUUUAAGAAGGCCCUGUGUGAAUAUUCUGGAUGUCUCACGUUGUUGCCUCCCAGUAACCUUGCCAUGAGAAGAGAUGUGCAGGAGAGCCAGGCUCGCUGCUUAGCUCAUCUGGGGAGACAGAUGGAAGCCUUGGAGAUCACAGAAACACUGGGAAAUGGCGCAACUAACACUGACCACGUAACUGUGGUCCUCAGGCUGCGGCUUGCCAUUUAUCGUACUGUGGGGCAUGUUGCGAAAAUGAUCGAAUGCUUGCAUGGGCUCAUUAUGUUGCACCCUUUUCACCCAGAAAAUUGGAAGUUACUGGGUGAAGCAUAUAUGAGACUUUGGCAGGCGCCAGGAUCAUUGCAAGGUGAUGGCGCACCGGAAGAAAGCUCCCCCCACACUUUGUCGAAUGAAGCCAACUUGCAGUCUGACAAAAAAUACAGCUGGGGGAAGGAGGCCUCCUUGCAGUUUUCUCCCCAAAGCUCUUGUGAGCAAUGCCAAAGAACUGAGGGUCCCAUCAGUACCUCAGGAAAACCAGAGGCCCAGCCCAGAUCCAAGAGUGACAUGUUUGAUUCUUCAGGACAGGAAGGAUCUGAAAUCAUCCGGAUAUAUUCUUGUGCUUCCUUUGUUAGAGCAAGGCUCUUGUUUCAGCUCAUGCAGUUCAGUCAGUCUUCCUUUGCUUUAGAGUGUAACUUAAAGGCACAACAGGAGAUUGAAGACAAAAUUGCAUCAUUUGGACUGAAGGAAAGUUUUUUGUCCUUGAUGACUGAGACUAUGGGGGAGGAUCUCAUCCCAGAAAAGCUGAAGGAGGAUGCUCAAGGAGAAGUGAGAUGCUUAGGUCCCUCAGCCUUGACUUCUGCAAUGACAGUCUCUUCUGUGGAAUUCAAAAGAAAAUGGUUCCAAAGGCUCGGAGACCAGUUUUCUCCCUCGGACUGUCACACGUGAUGCAGUGUGGCAGCACAAAGACGCUUUCUCUGUGCAUGCUUUUGCCCUGACUGAAGGGUGCCUUUAUUCCAGCUACCAGUAUUGUAUCCUGGCAAGAGAAGAACUGGGGAUUCCAUGGCUGGGACAAGAUCCAUCUGUCUAGUCUCUGCUUGCCUUUUCCAGUAGAGCCUGCCCUGUUCACAAGCAAGAGCAGCCUUCCAUAAGGUAGUGUUAUCUGGUCAUGUUAGGUGGCAGCUCAGCAGAUUGAGGAAGGUUAUCAGAGUGCCUUGACCACUGGGAAGGAGGCUGAGCAUCUCAGCCAAGCUGCAAGGCAUUAGGCCGCUAGCCAACCUUUUGGGGUUGGUAAUUGUGGCCCAUGCACUUUGGUUUUCUUUGGCACCACUGGGACAAAUUUUAUCAUUGACAAUCUUUUUUGCCUCUUUUUGAUCCUCCAGCUAGUCACACUGUCCACUUGCAAAGGUGAUGGAAUGUUUGGUUGUGUUUUUUUGUUUUUGUAAAAUUAAGACUACAUGUUUUUCUAUUUUAUUUUAUAUGCUUGUUUUUACAAAACAGAUGUUUAUAGCAUGCUGUCAACUGAUGACAAGGUUUACCAUGUGGCAUGAAAGGACUGAAACCAAAUGUACGAAGCAUUACAACAAAGCGGUUGGCUCAGUAAUAGAGUAGAGCAUUUGAAUGAAUGCCCAGCUCCACUUUUGCAAGACAUUCCUGUGGCAUUUUUUGAGCAAGAAUGGAACACUCCUUUCAAUUUUGCCUUGUGUGUCCUGGUAUUCUCUUGCUUGAAAUUCUUUGCAUGAAACGUAAGCUGCUGUGACUCGUUUUAGCUUUGUCACAGAUCAGGAAGAAGCAGAUGUGUACGCUUCUUUUGCUUUUACCUCCCCACAAUCUACAUUCCAGAAAAUCAAGGUGUGUAGGUGGCUUUAAUGCUCCUUUCACCUUCCGGCAGUUCUCAUGGAUAGAUUGGCUGUAUUUAUUGUAAAUUUUGCCACAGUGAACAAGAGCCUUUGUGUGAAUGAAUGCAGGAAGAGAUUGGCUCUUGACACCCUUCUCCCUAUGCUAAGUAUUGCUGUGUUUUCUUAAGGGUACUUCAUGUCAUCUUAAUGACACUUGUGUUCCAUGAAAGAGGUAGAAAAUGUCAUCGACUUUCCCACAAGCAUAUUUUGAUCAAGAUGCUAGGAAUACAAAGCAUGAAAGCAAUCCAAGCGCCAUUAUUUCUCUUAAUAACAAAAAAGUUCUAGACAGAUAAUAUUUACAAAGAACAGCCUUGGUCUAUUUAGCCUACUGCUUUCUCCUUUGACCCUUUGAUUCUGGAAGAUGCUGAGUGCAGAACAGCUUUCUCCAAUCUGGGUUUGUUUGAUUACAGAUCCCAUGAUCUCCAGCCAGCAUGGAGAUAGCGUCUCUUUCAUUCUACCUGUUCCUAUCCAUUGGUCUAUGAGGGCCUGGUUAAAUCUCCUGUUUUGGGGGUACCUGCCUGCCAUAGGAAUGCAAAGGCAGGGUAGCAACCAACUCCUGGGCAGGUCACAGUAUGUGGCUGCUAGCAGACUGUGGCUUGCUUGACUAUUACUGAUAUUGUGUGCCUGCCCUGGUCUACCAGGUGAAGCAGCGGCCUGGAAGAGGAGAUGGAUGUAGCCAGGACAACAAGCCCUGAUCUUCUAGUCUAGGGGGGCAGGAGGACCAAAUUCCAUUCCAGAGACGCUUGGGGGCUGUAUUCCAUUAUUGGGUGGGGCUAAAAAUGUCUUGCACUUAAAGCUCUCACUGCCAGGAACUAAGCCUUAGGAGAGGUUUCUCAAAACUUGUGGAAUGGGGAAAACUUGCACCAGAGCCAGGAAACCAUCUGAAUAUUUGGGCUAGAGGGAAAUGGGGGCUGGCACAGAGAAAGAAGCAUGGCCAUUUGGGGAGCCCCAGAAGGUCUAGGUUUGGUUCCUGGCACAGAGGAAGGUGCCUUGAGUUAAACCUUUUGGUCCAUGUAGACCAGUUUUGGCAACACUGACUGGCAGCAACAACCCGCUAGGUUUUUCAGUAGGCCUUCCAGGCCUACCUGGAGAUGACGUGGCUCAGACCUGGGACCUUGCACAUGCUGAGCGGGUGCUCUGCCACUGAGCAACAGCUGUUUACAACUGAGCCCUGCUCUAGUUCAAGAUGGCUGUACACUCCCGCUUGUGCCAUCAUUUGGCCAUCUGUGUUUGAAGCUCAGGUGCCAGUCAUUGAAAUGCUGGACUUCAGCCCCUUCCUCCUUACCUUCACACCUACUUCAACACUGUAGUAUUCACUGAGAAUGUUGUGCAUUCUGUGCUUCAGCCUAUCCUCAUUCGUCAGAUUUUCUUUCUCUAAGAAAUUGCAUAAUCUGCCACAGUCUAUUAUUGUAUCUAGGUAACUCAAUAAUUUGGCAAAGGUUAUAGGGCUUAGAAGAAAAAGGGUGAGAAAGAAUGGAAAGACACACCUUUUUUCACUGGGAAUCCUGUUCAGGGUGUCUCUUUCAUUUCUGUAACUUCAGGAAUCUCUGUUCAAACUGUUUCAAAAACAGCUACAAAGCUGUAGGUCAAGAAACCAGGCCCUGCUGCCAGUGUGAGAAUUUGCGUAUAAAACGCCAGAGAUCUCUCCAGUAUUCCACUGAUUUCUUCCUCCCCAUUCUUUCCUGAAGUUACAUAAGCAUUCAGUUUUCAGAUGACCUUGCAGUUGCUGUAUGGUCUUCUAAUUAGAAACUUGCUCUGAUGCAAAAGUUGAAAAUUAGUCCUUAGUUGCCAAAAGUUCUUCAUGCCUGCUGCUGUGGCCCAACUGUAGAUCUGCUGUUUAUUUUUUACCCUCUCAAUAAAUCUACACGUUUAUUUAUCCUGAA
Varanus komodoensis (Komodo dragon) is the source of this 4865-nucleotide messenger RNA. It is a transcript of the gene CUNH8orf76, whose product is annotated as chromosome unknown C8orf76 homolog. The record is from RefSeq and is a predicted model, not a curated record. Gene Ontology annotation, molecular function: protein binding. The transcript is spliced from 7 exons. Lineage: Eukaryota; Metazoa; Chordata; Lepidosauria; Squamata; Varanidae. Bases 791 to 2032 code for a protein of 413 amino acids.